GCCAAAAAAAUGAGAAGGGUUGUUCUGAAAGAGGCCGCCAAAAGGUUCCCCUGGUUGGCCAAUGUCACGUUGUACGGCUGCUUAUUCGCCGGCGGCGACCUUGUCCAUCAACUCCUUGCGCAGAGAGAGCGCAUGGACUGGAAACACACGCGCAACGUGGCCGUAGUGGCCAUCAGUUUCCAUGGCAACUUUAACUACUUCUGGCUGCGGGCUCUGGAGCGGCGUUUCCCGGGAAAAUCGGCCGGCAUGGUUUUCCGAAAACUCUUGUUGGACCAAAGUUUUGCCUCGCCCUUGGGAACUAGUGUCUUCUACACUGGGGUGAGCUACCUGGAGGGUAAAGACGAUAUCUUUGAAGACUGGAGGGAGAAGUUCUUCAACACAUGGAAGACUGGACUCAUGUAUUGGCCUUUCAUGCAGUUCUUGAACUUUGUUCUGAUGCCGCUAUACCUGCGCACGGCCUUCAUGGGCUGCUGCGCCUUCCUCUGGGCCACCUUCCUGUGCUUCUCACGGCAGAACGGUGACGGCACUGCAGCGGUGGCCCUGGCCUUUGUCAUGGACCCUCGCAAGACCCUAGAAGCCAUGCGCGAGGCCCGGCUGGCCCGCAAGAAGCAAAAGGCCCAGAGGGAGAACUAA
Molecule: messenger RNA, 633 nt
Organism: Lampris incognitus (smalleye Pacific opah)
Lineage: Eukaryota; Metazoa; Chordata; Actinopteri; Lampriformes; Lampridae
Gene: mpv17l
Product: MPV17 mitochondrial membrane protein like
Exons: 4
Coding region: 10-633 (207 amino acids)
Cellular component (GO): cytoplasm; membrane
Source: RefSeq, a predicted model, not a curated record